Molecule: messenger RNA, 1365 nt
Organism: Penicillium verhagenii
Lineage: Eukaryota; Fungi; Ascomycota; Eurotiomycetes; Eurotiales; Aspergillaceae
Product: translation initiation factor eIF2B subunit beta
Exons: 4
Coding region: 1-1365 (454 amino acids)
Biological process (GO): translational initiation
Cellular component (GO): eukaryotic translation initiation factor 2B complex
Molecular function (GO): guanyl-nucleotide exchange factor activity; translation initiation factor activity
Source: RefSeq, a predicted model, not a curated record
AUGUCUGCAGAUACCGAUACCGAACCCGACUCAGACAUCCCACCUGCUGAAGAAAUGCCGUCAACGGCUUUGGCCUUGACGCCAGGCCUGUCGUCCUUCUUGAAGUCUCUCAAGACAAACCCGAUAGACACUUCUAUUGAGAACCUGGUCUCGCUGCUCAAGCGUCGUCAAAUUCGCCAUUCUCGAUCAUGCGCAACCGCAACUGCCUACCUUCUUCUCCGCGUGGUGUCAGCAUGCCGAACAUCCGAAUCUGCAAAGCUCAUUGAGCGCGUGCAGAGUGUGGGCAGAAGCCUCAUGGCUGCGCAGCCACGGGAGAUGGUAGUGGGCAACAUUGUGCGACGAGUCCUCGGCCUCAUUCGUGACGAAGCGGAAGAUGAUCGCGAUGCCGAAUUUUCUCUUAGUGAAGCUGGCUCUGAGAGUCAGUGUCAAACUCCUCGUGCCUAUGAUGAUCCGUCACUGCCUUUGGAUCGUGAUAUGCUCGGUCUCCGACAGGAGAGCUCUGAUCGCACCUCGCGCCCUCCUCUAACAUCAAUGUUCAGCCUUCUUUCCCACCCUGAGCCUGAAACAUCUCUCCCCAGCACUCCCGGCACUCAAUCUCCAAGUGGACGUGUCGCCGGCCACAGCGUCAGCAAGGACGUACGGGCUGAAGUCCUGGAAGGUAUCAACGAGAUCAUUGAUGAGCUGGGUCAAGUAGAUGACCAGAUUGCCGCUUAUGCGCUGGAACACAUUCAUUCUAACGAGGUCAUCCUCACACACACCUCCUCCACAACGGUGCAGAAGUUCCUGCUCAAAGCUGCGAUUAAGCGCAAGUUCACAGUCAUUCACGCUGAAUCAUUCCCCAAUAACCACGAUGCCACACAUGCUACUGUUAGCGGAAAUAAUCCCGGAGAUGACGAGAAUCUCACUUUUGAUUCCUUCCAAAAGCCACUGGUCGCUCUCGGCAUUACUGUGAUUCUUAUACCUGACUCAGCCGUCUUUGCCCUCAUGUCUCGUGUCAACAAGGUCAUCUUGGGUACUCAUUCUGUCCUUGCUAACGGUGGCCUUGUUGCUGCUGCCGGUACCCGAGUUAUUGCCCGAGCUGCCAAGGUUCACCAGACCCCUGUCGUUGUUGUCAGUGGUGUCUAUAAACUGAGCCCUGUCUACCCAUUCGACUUUGACUCACUCAUUGAGUAUGGCGAUGCCAGCAAGGUUUUACCUUUCGAGGAUGCAGACCUUGUCGAAAACAUUGAUGUCCAGAAUCCCAUUUACGACUAUGUCCCGGCAGAGCUGGUUGAUCUGUACAUCACCAACCUGGGUGGCCAUGCUCCUUCAUACCUCUACCGUAUCGUGUCUGAUCACUACCGUAAAGAGGACAUCAGCUUCUAA